AUGGGUAAUUUCCGCUUCCCCGUCAAGGUCAAACUCCCCUCGACUUUUCUCAAUGCCAGAGUGAUCAGAGACAAUUUCAAGAGACAGCAGGUUGCAGAACAUGAAGUCACGACUAAGGCAUUGAAAUACAUAGCCAGAAACACAACAUUACCACCAAGAGCAAGACUAGAGGCCCAGUUACGUCUGAGCACCAUGCCUAAUUACACAAGAAUGACCCAAGUCAGAAACAGAUGUGUGGAAACGGGCCAUGCCAGAGCGGUUUUGAGCGACUUUAGACUUUGUAGAACGCAGUUCAGAGAAUUGGCCAGAAACGGUAGUUUGCCAGGUGUCAAAAAGGGUGUGUGGUAA
This is a messenger RNA of Lachancea lanzarotensis, 348 nucleotides long. It is a transcript of the gene MRP2, whose product is annotated as LALA0S05e04632g1_1. The record is from RefSeq and is a predicted model, not a curated record. Gene Ontology annotation, biological process: translation. Gene Ontology annotation, cellular component: ribosome; mitochondrial small ribosomal subunit. Gene Ontology annotation, molecular function: structural constituent of ribosome. NCBI's taxonomy places the organism in Eukaryota, Fungi, Ascomycota, Saccharomycetes, Saccharomycetales, Saccharomycetaceae. The coding region runs from base 1 to 348 and encodes 115 amino acids. The transcript has a single exon.